This is a messenger RNA of Indicator indicator, 1524 nucleotides long. RefSeq names its product protein O-glucosyltransferase 3 (gene POGLUT3). NCBI's taxonomy places the organism in Eukaryota, Metazoa, Chordata, Aves, Piciformes, Indicatoridae. Bases 1 to 1524 code for a protein of 507 amino acids. Gene Ontology annotation, molecular function: protein binding; glucosyltransferase activity. The transcript is spliced from 8 exons. The record is from RefSeq and is a predicted model, not a curated record. Gene Ontology annotation, cellular component: endomembrane system.
AUGGGGAGCAGCAGGCUGCUGGUGCUGCUGGGCGCUGCGUUGCCGUUUCUACGACCAGCGGAGUCGGUGGACGCUGUUAGCGCCGAGCGGAGCCUGGCUUGGGGCCCCGGGCUGCAGGCGGGGAUCACCCUGCCAGUCCGGUACUUCUACAUCCAGGCAGUCAGCGUGGCCGGACGCAACUUCUCCCGUUCCCCGCCAGGAAGCACCCAGUUUAAAGUAGUAAUUAAAACACUUUCUCCAAAAGAAGUCACCAGAAUUUACACUCCCCGCCCUUUGGAUAGAAAUGAUGGGACAUUUCUUAUGAGGUAUCGGAUGUAUGGGAGUGUCAGAAAAGGGUUAAAAAUUGAGAUACUUUAUGGUGAUCAGCAUGUAGCUCAGUCUCCUUAUAUUUUGGAAGGACCAGUUUAUCAUGAAUAUUGUGACUGUCCUGAAGAAGAUCCUGAGACCUGGCAGAACAUUAUGUCUUGUCCAGCCCAAGAACCUCAGAUUACAAAGGAUUUCAUUUCUUUUCCCACCAUUGACCUUCAGCGAAUGCUUAAGGAAAUCUCAACAAAGUUCAGUGAGACAAGAGGUGCUAUAGUUCACUACACUAUUCUCAAUAAUCGCAUCUACCGUCGCUCCUUGGGGAAGUAUACAGACUUCAAAAUGUUCUCUGAUGAAAUGUUACUGUCACUGGCAAGAAAGGUUCAUCUUCCUGAUGUGGAGUUUUAUCUUAAUGUUGGAGAUUGGCCAGUUGAGUAUCGGAAAGCUAAUGAUACACCUGGUCCUCUACCGAUCGUUUCAUGGUGUGGCUCCGUAGAUUCAAGCGACAUAGUCCUUCCAACGUACGAUGUAACCCACUCAACUCUUGAAACCCUACGAGGAGUCACAAAUGAUCUCCUUUCUAUUCAAGGAAAUACAGGCCCAUUCUGGGAAAACAAAACUGAACAAGCUUUAUUUAGGGGUCGAGACAGCCGAGAAGAACGUCUCCAUCUUGUCAAGUUAUCCAAGGAAAAUCCAGAACUACUAGAUGCUGGAAUAACAGGAUAUUUCUUCUUCAGAGAAAAAGAAAAAGAGCUGGGGAAGGUUCAGCUGAUGGGCUUCUUUGACUUCUUUAAGUACAAAUACCAAGUGAAUGUAGAUGGGACUGUAGCAGCUUACAGGUUUCCAUACCUCUUGCUGGGUGACAGCCUGGUAUUGAAGCAAGAUUCCCAGUACUAUGAACAUUUUUAUAUUGGAUUAAAACCUUGGAAACAUUAUGUUCCAGUUAACAGAAACUUAGAGGACUUGCUAGAGAAAAUAAAAUGGGCAAAGGCAAAUGAUGAAGAAGCAAGAAAAAUUGCUAAAGAAGGACAAUUAAUGGCCAGAGAAUUACUUCAGCCUCACAGGUUUUACUGCUACUAUUACAAAGUGCUCCAGAAAUAUGCUAAGCGCCAAGCCAGCAAACCUGAAAUACGGGAUGGAAUGGAACUUGUACCUCAGCCUGAUGACAGAGACUCAGUAUGCAGCUGCCACAGGAAAAAGCCUUUGAGGGAAGAUCUAUAA